Impatiens glandulifera is the source of this 1525-nucleotide messenger RNA. RefSeq names its product biotin synthase, mitochondrial-like. Gene Ontology annotation, molecular function: 2 iron, 2 sulfur cluster binding; biotin synthase activity. Gene Ontology annotation, cellular component: mitochondrion. Gene Ontology annotation, biological process: biotin biosynthetic process. Lineage: Eukaryota; Viridiplantae; Streptophyta; Magnoliopsida; Ericales; Balsaminaceae. The coding region runs from base 96 to 1235 and encodes 379 amino acids. The transcript has 6 exons. The record is from RefSeq and is a predicted model, not a curated record.
GAUACUACACUGAACUGUGUGUUCUCCGUCUAGUUCGCUUCCCUGCAUUUUCGUGAUCGCCAACCAGGAUUUACGCCAUAGAUAGACAAGCUUAAAUGAUGAUUCUGGUUAGAUCUGUUAGGCUCAGUCGACGGCCAUUUCGGUGGAUGAUUCCGAGCCAAUAUUCAGAUUACUCCACAUCCCCUUCUGCAUCCGCUAUUCAUGCAGAUCGAACCAUCCGAGAAGGACCGAGGACUAAUUGGACAAAGGACGAAGUCAAGUCCAUAUACGAUUCUCCCGUCCUCGACCUUCUCUUUCACGGGGCUCAGGUCCACAGAAAUGCUCACAACUUUAGGGAAGUACAGCAGUGUACUCUAUUAUCUAUCAAGACUGGAGGGUGCAGUGAAGAUUGCUCUUAUUGCCCUCAAUCGUCUAGGUACAAUACAGGGGUGAAUUCCCAAAGGCUUAUGAACAAGGACAGUGUUUUGGAAGCAGCACAUAAGGCAAAGGAAGUUGGCAGUACUCGGUUCUGCAUGGGUGCUGCAUGGAGAGACACAGUGGGAAGGAAGGCUAAUUUCAAGCAGAUCUUGGAAUAUGUAAAACAAAUAAGAGGCAUGGGUAUGGAGGUCUGCUGCACCUUGGGGAUGCUAGAGAAGCAACAAGCUUUAGAACUGAAGAAUGCAGGUCUUACAGCCUACAAUCACAAUCUGGAUACUUCAAGAGAGUACUACCCCAAUAUAAUAUCAACUAGAACAUAUGAUGAGCGAUUAGAGACAAUAAAUCAUGUUCGGGAAGCAGGAAUUAAUGUCUGUUCAGGUGGAAUAAUUGGGCUCGGAGAAGCAGAGGAGGAUCGCAUGGGUUUGCUGCAUACCUUGGCAACACUCCCUGCACAUCCAGAGAGUGUUCCCAUCAAUGCUCUUGUUGCAGUCAAAGGCACUCCCCUUGAAAAUCAAAAGCCAGUUGAAAUAUGGGAGAUGAUCAGGAUGAUUGCUACAGCUCGUAUAAUCAUGCCAAACGCAAUGGUCAGGCUCUCGGCUGGGAGAGUUAGAUUUUCCAUGCCUGAACAGGCCUUGUGCUUCUUAGCCGGAGCUAAUUCCAUUUUCACUGGUGAGAAACUGUUGACUACUCCAAAUAAUGACUUUGAUACGGAUCAGCUCAUGUUCAAGGUACUAGGAUUAGUACCAAAAGCACCCAGCUUUCUUGAUCAAGACACUGAGAAUUGCUCAGAAGAAGCCGCUAUUUCUGGUUCGGCUUGACUGAUCUCUUCCUUAAGGAGCUAGAACAUGAAGAAUAUGAUGUGAACCAUGGUGGUUUAUCCUUUGUGUUGGCCUCUUUACAUGUUCAUCCAAAUGUCAAAAAGAAAAACUAUUGUGAUGUGCAAUGAAUCUCAUAUGAUAGUUUCCUUUUCCUACCCAUCAUAAUUGAUCCCCAUAUAAGUGAUACAAUGUUGCUCUAUUUCUAGGCUCCAUAAUUUUUUAGGAUAUGGUUAGGAUAAUUAUGUUAGUGAAUAAUUAUUAGUAUUUGUUUAUCAUUUAGAUUAAGUCUA